Ipomoea triloba (trilobed morning glory) is the source of this 1946-nucleotide messenger RNA. RefSeq lists its product as uncharacterized. The coding region runs from base 1118 to 1780 and encodes 220 amino acids. Gene Ontology annotation, biological process: cytochrome complex assembly. The transcript has 2 exons. NCBI's taxonomy places the organism in Eukaryota, Viridiplantae, Streptophyta, Magnoliopsida, Solanales, Convolvulaceae. The record is from RefSeq and is a predicted model, not a curated record.
GUUACGGUGUCCUAUAGUAGAGUAGAGUUUAAAUAAAUCAUUCGCGAGUCAAUGCUCGGUAGAAGUGGAUUGGCGGAAGCAAGGGGUGACGCUGGGAAGCCCAUUGGCGGACGUAGACUAAUCGAGGAGUAAAAGAUUCCAACUUGGAUUUGAGAAGUUGACAAAUAAAUGGAAGGUGGGGCAAAUGUCAGAAGCGAGGUGUCUGUUUUGGACAGAGUGACGCGGGUUCGAAUCCUGCAGCCUUGCGGACUUCGAACAUCACGGAGUCGCAGUCUUUGAUGAGUAUAGAACAUCUUGGCAAAAAAGAAAAUUCUUCUUCCUGGUCUUGAUCUUGGGCAGAAAGAGAGCAAGCCAAAGAUUCUAAAGUGUUAAAUAAAUUCAGGCAAGCGAAAAAAGCUGCUUGACAAAGAAAGAGCAGAAGCGGAGAAAGAAAGGGAAAUGACCUAUUUUUUGGACUGAAAGAAAAUUAGACCCCAAAGAGUCCUUCUUUACCACUUUUCAGAUAGAGGGGGUGAAAAUGAGGUAUCUUAUUUUGAGCGCAAACGGUAUGAAACGUAAAUUUCUUGUUUUGAAUACUACUUCUAGUGUUCAGAAGAAAGAAGGGAUGGGGGAAAGCCAAAAGAAAGCCCUAUUACAGAUCGACAAGCCAAAACGAGGAAAGGGAGUAGCUAUGAACAAUCAACCAAUGCCAAUGAUGGUCAACACCUCCUUGAUACGUUCCUUUUAUACUGAGUCCGGUAUGAGUCUUCUUCGUAACGCCGCAUUCUCCGCUGUCAGGAUUUCCAAGUGCAUGUAUCUCACUAGUGGUUUGAAUCUAUAUAGCGAUAAUGGAAAUUAUCGUAUAGUCAACACAGUAGCUGUAACGAACAGCGCUUUGUCCUUUAUUUAGAUCUAAAUAGGCGACAACUGCGCUGAAUGAGAAAGCCUUUUUUUCCCAUAUCUUUGUUUCCGAGACAAAGUCGGAACAACUUUUUUUUCUCUUGCCCCUUAUAACAUAUGAAAUGAAAUUAUUAUACAUAUAAGUACUUUUUCAAUCUCAUAUAUAACAUAUAGGGCAAAAACUUACAAGAGGCGGAAGCAGGGUUGGUUGCAUACCUGCUAUAAGUGGGAAGCCCACAUGCCUUACUUACUAAAAAAAGAAAGUAUAUCCGUUGAAUCGAUUUUAUCUUUCCCUAAAAAAGAAGAAGUUGCCAUGACCAUGAAACGAAAGCUUUGCAUUUAUCAAUAUGGAUCCGAAUUAAAUCCAACACAUCCAACUCGUUUUUCGCCCAGCGAUUGGUUGGAUAUUUCCAUUUCUCCAUCUAGUUCCGCUUCUGAGGCGUCCACUGGGGUCCGAAAUGAGCUGGCUUCCUCUUCUCCACAAGAGCUGAGUGACAACUUUAAUAAAAAUAGAAUUCUUCGUUUCUUUCAAGAGAAGAUAGAGGAAAUAGGAGGGGGGGGCUUGCCAUCCAGCUGGUCUCCCGAAGAAUUUACCCGGCUGGUGAUUGGGGAAGAGGAGACAACCUUAACAGAAGAGCAAGGUGAUGAAAAUGGGGAUGAUGUUUAUUUAGAGGCGCCACCAGUUAAAGGACAGCCUGGUCACGACUACUACCAAAAAGUGAACACGAACAUGAAGAUUCCACAUGGAGGAGUGUGCCUCUCUACGUCGGGUGUUCUUCUGUCGUGCGACCCGGCGGCUUAUGUGCGACCAGUGGCCCACGCCUCCUAUUUGUUCAGGGCGGGCGGCGUGAACUCUGAUUUUCUCCGGGUAUUCAAUCCCGCCGCUGAGAUGCUCAGUUGACUCCUUAACCUUGAUAGGAAGAUGGCUUAUUCAAUAAUUCGUGCAUAAGGGUAAGGAACUUUGGAUGAACUAAUGCGAAUGGGUGUAAGCCUCGCUGCUCGGAAACACCCAGUGCUGACCACACUGAGAGACACGAAAGCGCAGGUAACGCCAGUUGGCGAAGUGG